Molecule: messenger RNA, 1689 nt
Organism: Cornus florida
Lineage: Eukaryota; Viridiplantae; Streptophyta; Magnoliopsida; Cornales; Cornaceae
Product: cinnamoyl-CoA reductase-like SNL6
Exons: 5
Coding region: 363-1295 (310 amino acids)
Molecular function (GO): oxidoreductase activity, acting on the CH-OH group of donors, NAD or NADP as acceptor
Source: RefSeq, a predicted model, not a curated record
AAUGCCAUAAUGAGGUUCGCAUCAUUAUAACAUUUCUCCAAUGUAAAAUGUCGCGAGUAAUCGUUUCACACGUUGGUUCCUACCAAACACCACUUUUGAUUUGAAAACACCUUAUCAAUUGGGGAUUCAAUUAAAUGCAUCUUCCUGUCCGUCCGUAACCUCUCUCCUUGUGUUUUUCUUCCCUCUCGGUAACUACCACCCUCCUAACCAUCUGCUAACCACACUCUUUCAAUGCUCUCUUUCACUAUCCUCUCUUUUUCUCUCUCAUAAAUACACAUCCACCGAGCCUCCUUUCACCUCCAAAUCUCCUCUCUCUCUCUCUCUCUCUCUCUCUAAUUUCUCUCUCUAGAUCAAAAAACACCAUGUCACCUGUGGCAGCAACUUUGUUCAAUGGGUCCUCCAAAAACACGACGGUCUGCGUAAUGGACGCGUCGGGGCAUCUGGGCUCGACCCUCGUCCAACGGCUCUUGCAAAGAGGCUACACCGUACACGCAUCGGUUCAGAACCAUGGUGGAUUGAAGUGUUUUGAGGGGGUAGGUUGUGAUAACAAGAAAUUAAGAGUAUUCCAUUUAGACCCAUUGGAUUACCACAGCAUUAUGGAUGCAUUGAAGGGAUGUUGUGGAUUGUUUUACUCCUUUGAGCCUCCCUCAGACCAGCCAAACUAUGAUGAAUUUAUGGCGGAGGUAGAGGUACGAGCAGCUCACAAUGUACUGGAAGCGUGUGCACAAACAGACACCAUAGACAAGGUUGUGUUCACGUCUUCUGUAACAGCUGUUGUUUGGAAAGGUGACCGUAACACAUUACAAUCCGAUGUCGAUGAAAAAUGUUGGAGUGACAUUAAUUUCUGCAAAAAAUCUAAGUUAUGGCAUGGUCUAUCGAAAACACUGGCAGAGAAGACCGCGUGGGCCCUAGCAAUGGACAGAGGAGUGAACAUGGUGUCCAUCAACUGUGGUUUGUUGAUGGGUCGACCCGAUCUCACCAUCACUGACCCGUAUUUGAAAGGAGCGGCUGAGAUGUACGAAGAUGGUGUGUUUGUUACCAUGGAUCUCAGGUUCAUGGUGGAUGCGCACAUCUGCGUCUUUGAAGACGUCUCAUCGUACGGACGAUAUCUCUGCUUCGACCACGUCAUCAACUGCCACAAAGAUGCCCUUGAGCUCGCUCACAUGCUAUUGCCGCCCACAACAUCAUCACCAGCUCAUAGUUUGGCGGACAGCAAAGUCUACCAACAGAGGAUAAGCAACAAGAAACUAAAUAAAUUAAUGGUGGAUUUUGAUAGUGGGGUUCAACUUGAUUGAUUGGCAUUGACGGUGAGAUGGCAAUCACAUUCUAUGAGAAAGAGGUUGUCCAGCGUAUAUAUAUUGGGGAUUUUGGUGACAUUUAUUUACUAGGAUUAGAUUUGCAAGUGACAAUUGUUGACUAUAUGAUUUUUUUUUUUUUUUUUUUUAAGUUGAUGCCCUGAAUGGCCGAAUGAUUGAUUAUGGUGAUGUAGCAAGGAGAGUGAUGUUUAUUAGGUAGGUGAUUAAAGAUGAUAGAUCCAUUGAAGUGGAGCAAUGAUGAUGACUUUUGGUUAUCACUAACAAUGAACCUGGUCCAAUCCAUUAAUUAUGCAUUUGGUGGUUGACCUGGGUGAUGAAUGUACCUCCAUUUACCGGAUUCAUUUAAUUUAACUCACUUUUGUGUUUUCAUCAA